Monomorium pharaonis (pharaoh ant) is the source of this 1069-nucleotide messenger RNA. It is a transcript of the gene MED20, whose product is annotated as mediator of RNA polymerase II transcription subunit 20. The record is from RefSeq and is a predicted model, not a curated record. The transcript is spliced from 5 exons. Gene Ontology annotation, cellular component: mediator complex. Lineage: Eukaryota; Metazoa; Arthropoda; Insecta; Hymenoptera; Formicidae. Gene Ontology annotation, biological process: regulation of transcription by RNA polymerase II. Gene Ontology annotation, molecular function: transcription coactivator activity. Bases 140 to 763 code for a protein of 207 amino acids.
GACGUUGUCUGCAGUUUGACGUUGUUUUAAAUCGUGCGCGGGGAACGGUAGACGCGACAAGUGUUCGCCGGGUAGCUUCGUCUCGUGUCGACGUUCCUGCGACGUUCGUUCGGUGUUUGGUGACGACACGGCUCGCAGAAUGGGUGUCACCGUGUUACAGCAGUACCCGAUGAUCGAAAACCGGACCGGGCCGCAGACGAUCGAGUUCCUGACAAAGAGGAUCGUCGCCCUCGGCGCGGUGCAGGCGGGACAAUUCAUGGUGGAUUGCGAGACGUUUAUGUCGCUGCCGCAUAUUGGCGCUCAAAGGAACGUGCACGUGCUGCACAAUUCGGAGCAACCGGCUUCGGUGUUCGCUCUCGUCGAAUCCGGCAGCAAAGUGGUACCACUGAUAGCGGACAAUCUGUUCGACGUAGUGAUGUUCAAAAUGUUGAAUCACAUCUACGUCAAUAAAAAGCAAACGAAGAUCGAGUCCAAGGGCCCGCGAUUCGAGCUCGGCGACUUCUGCGUCAAAUUGGGCAGCGUGACGAUGAGCCAGAAUUUCAAAGGCGUUCUAGUGGAGGUCGAGUACAGGCCGUGCGUGGUGCCGGCGAGCGCGUGGGAACUCAUACGCGAGUUUCUACAGGGAUUCCUGGGCUCUGCCGUGUCCAAUCAAGCGCCCCAGUACCUCCAGAACCGGAUGAACGAAAUUUAUCAGCCGAUGGACACGAUACAGCAGUAUCUGGAGCACUUCGGUCAAUACAGGAAAGCCACGGGAGUGAUUUAAGGGGAGGGAAGGCAUCGUGGCGACUUGGGUCGCAUUAUUUAUUUCGACAUUAACGGCGACGUGACGUUAACGGCGACGUGACGUUAACGGCAAGAUCGAUCGGACACUCUAUUGAUCCCGCAAAUAUUAUAUUAUGGUCGUAUCUGUAACGACGUUAUUCCACGCGUACAGUUUUAUUUGCAUACAUUAGUUUUAUUACUCUAAGCAGGAAGUUAAUAUUAUGUAUUACUUAAAUAAUAAUAUAAUUUUUUUUCAGAAUAGAAAGUUGUAUGUGAAAUGAUCUCAAGGUAAAUUUUCUGAAAAUAA